AUGAGCUCUGAUGAGAGCAAGACUGAAGAUUAUGGACUCCCAGUCUUUCGGCUCAAGACGAUGCUGUGGAGAGCUGAUUUCAGUCAUGAAUUGAAAAUCAUCGACGAACAGCGUUUAGCGGGGGCAGCUGUCUUCACUCCCAGGGGAAGUAAGCCCGCAAAGCGUCUUCAUAAUGCCAAGCGGGAGUCUGUUCGGCCAGCAGUUGCAGGUUUGCCUAGAUCAUUCUACAAUUUAUCGUGGUUGAGCGGCCAACGUCCGUCGUUCAAGCGCGCUCCCUCCCUCAUCAAAAUACAUAUCAAGCUUGCGCAGUCACUUAAGUUGUCAAUGUCUCAGUUGGAUACCCUCCUGGCAUUCCAGCAAGUGAACCUAAUGCGCGUUCAUGGGAGAUUGCAGUACAUCAAGAAUUGUUCUGAGGGAAAACAAUCCGCAAAUUUCUUCUAA
Suillus subalutaceus is the source of this 441-nucleotide messenger RNA. RefSeq lists its product as uncharacterized. The record is from RefSeq and is a predicted model, not a curated record. Bases 1 to 441 code for a protein of 146 amino acids. The transcript has 5 exons. Lineage: Eukaryota; Fungi; Basidiomycota; Agaricomycetes; Boletales; Suillaceae.